Molecule: messenger RNA, 366 nt
Organism: Pocillopora meandrina
Lineage: Eukaryota; Metazoa; Cnidaria; Anthozoa; Scleractinia; Pocilloporidae
Source: the annotation of a GenBank genome assembly
AUGAAAAAUUGGCACAGAUGUACGAAACCUGAUGAAAACAAUGGUUACAAAGCCAUGAAGCUAUAUAUCUCGAAGUUGAAUCCUAAAAGCAAUGCAUUUUCUCAAUAUCUGAAGAAGCAGUGGAAUUAUGAUGAUGAAGUUUUGUAUGAUGCUCGACUGAUCGGUAUCAACAAGCUCGACAACACAAUGAAAAGCAUCAGUGAGGCUGCAAAACUGUUGAAAAUGCACAUAAACUGCAGCGUUGGGGCCACUGUGAUCACCUUGUGGUCAAAUGCUGGAAUCCAAAAUUGCCAUAUUUUGGCAAUGUCAGGUCGCUGUAGUGAGCAGACUCUGGUGCACUACAACACGUGGCCUUCCACUUCAUGA